AUGGCUUCCGAAAAGACAAUUAACGACCCAAUCCCAGAGGACGUUGAGUCCGAAAAUGAGGAGGGAUGGGAGGACGCAGAGCCUGACAACGAGGAGGAAUCUCCUGUUGUUUGCUUGUUUUGCCCAAACACAUUCCCGGCACCUAAUAAAUUGUUUGAACACUGCGGGGAGUCACAUGGCUUUGAUUUUGUGAAGACAAAGGAGGAACUUGAGCUGGACUUUUAUGGAACAAUCAAACUAGUCAACUACAUCAGAAGCGAGACUAAGGCCUCGCGCGUUCCCGACUUCACUUCCAGGGCAUUCCUGGAUGAUGAUAAAUUCCUUCAGCCAGUGUUGGAAGACGAUACUCUCUUGUUCAGCCUAGACGACCCGGAGUUAGACUUGGGCACAGAAGAAAAAGGCGCAACUACUAAUGCAGAUAAGGUCAAGGAACUAGAACUUCGAUUAGCAAGUCUCUCGCAGCAAUUUUUGGAAUACAAAAAUGCCGUAAACAAGAGCUUCGAGGCACAACUUGCCGAGCCGGAUAAGGACGAAGUAAAGCGGGAUGACGACAGUCAUUAUUUCCACUCAUAUGCGGGUAACGACAUCCAUGAGACUAUGUUGAAGGAUACCGUCAGGACAGACGCAUACAGAGAUUUCAUAUAUGAAAACAAACAUCUGUUUAAAGAUAAGGUUGUACUUGAUGUCGGGUGCGGUACCGGCGUGCUUUCCAUGUUUUGCGCCAAAGCUGGUGCGAAGAAGGUCAUUGCUGUGGACAACUCAGCAAUUAUUGACAAAGCGAGGGAGAACGUCUUUGAGAACAGCCUUGAUGGAAUCAUCACCUGUCUGCAUGGAAAGAUUGAAGAAGUUGUCUUGCCAGUAAAACAAGUGGACAUCAUUGUCUCUGAGUGGAUGGGAUAUCUUCUUCUAUACGAAGCUAUGUUGGAUUCAGUCCUCUACGCCCGUGAUAAAUAUCUUGCUCCAGAUGGUCUUAUGGUCCCCUCCGAGUGCAAGCUUUUAAUCGCGGCAAUGCACGACUCGGAAUACAUCAAUGAGAACGUAAACUUCUGGAACCACGUUUACGGCUUCUCUAUGUCAGCUAUGAAGGAGAAAAUCCGCGAGGACGUUAUCGUUCACUCGCUCGAACCCAAAUCCCUAGCAUCUGAGCCAGUUGUGUUUUACAACCUCCCUCUUCACACCAUCAAGACUUCUGAGCUGUCAUUUACGAGCAAAUUUUCUCUGAGUGUAAAGGAUAAUAUCGAGAGCUUAGAUGCGUUCGUCAUCUACUUCGACACCUUCUUUACUACCUCGCGCGGAGAGUAUAUUCCCGAGAAUGCUAGAGCAGAGACGUGGAAGGCGACCAAGGAUAAGGGUGUUGCGUUCACUACUGGACCCUUCAAGACUCCUACGCACUGGAGACAGGGGGUUUUGUUGGUAGAGAACAAAAGCGGAAUGUUGAAGUCUGGUGAGAAUAUCGAAGGGGAAAUUACUUACAGGAAGAGCAACAAAAACUCUAGGGAGGUUGAAGUUGACAUCUCAUGGAAGACUGAUGAGAAAAAGGACCAGCAGCUAUGGUACAUGAGGUAA
Messenger RNA from Morchella importuna, 1566 nucleotides. RefSeq lists its product as uncharacterized. Bases 1 to 1566 code for a protein of 521 amino acids. Gene Ontology annotation, cellular component: nucleus. The transcript has 4 exons. Gene Ontology annotation, biological process: peptidyl-arginine methylation. The record is from RefSeq and is a predicted model, not a curated record. NCBI's taxonomy places the organism in Eukaryota, Fungi, Ascomycota, Pezizomycetes, Pezizales, Morchellaceae. Gene Ontology annotation, molecular function: protein-arginine N-methyltransferase activity.